Messenger RNA from Cryptosporidium ubiquitum, 645 nucleotides. Its product is annotated as translation initiation factor IF-2 betam beta subunit. Gene Ontology annotation, molecular function: translation initiation factor activity; translation initiation factor binding; mRNA binding. Bases 1 to 645 code for a protein of 214 amino acids. Gene Ontology annotation, biological process: formation of translation preinitiation complex; translational initiation; formation of cytoplasmic translation initiation complex. The record is from RefSeq and is a predicted model, not a curated record. The transcript has a single exon. Gene Ontology annotation, cellular component: eukaryotic translation initiation factor 2 complex. NCBI's taxonomy places the organism in Eukaryota, Apicomplexa, Conoidasida, Eucoccidiorida, Cryptosporidiidae.
AUGUCAGAGAAAGAAUUAAUUGAAGGAGUGCAGAAGAUGGAUAUUGGUUAUGAUUUUGGUGAGAAGAAGAAGAAGAAGAAGAGCAAGGAACAUAAGACGGGAGUUGCUGAAGUAGAAAGUAGUUAUGUUGAUGGAUCAGGACAAUUAUUUGUCAAGGGUGCGAUUUACCCAUAUGAAGAACUUCUGGAAAGAGUCAGAAGAUUGAUUCUUGAACAUAACCCAGAUUUGUGGGGAGCUAAAAGAUAUACAUUAAAACCACCUCAAGUAGUUAGAGUCGGAAGCAAGAAGGUAGCUUGGAUAAAUUUCCAGGAAAUUUGUAAUAUAAUGCAAAGAAAUGCAGACCAUGUCUUUCAAUUUGUAUUGAGUGAGCUGGGAACUGAAGGAUCAAUUGCUGGUGAUGGUCAACUAGUACUUAAGGGCAAAUAUGGGCCAAAGCAUAUCGAAGUUUUGCUCAGGAAAUACAUUAUGGAAUAUGUUGCAUGUUCUAUGUGUAAAUCUCCAAAUACCAGACUUGAGAGAGAUAAUAGAACCCGUCUAUAUACUAUUGUUUGUGCUGCUUGUGGUGCUAAUAGAAGCGUUCAAAACAUUAAAACUGGUUUCCAUGCCGUUUCUAGAGCUGACAGAAAGAAAGCUAAAGCUGCAUAA